Messenger RNA from Aspergillus alliaceus, 1113 nucleotides. Its product is annotated as lytic polysaccharide monooxygenase auxiliary activity family 9 protein. Bases 1 to 1113 code for a protein of 370 amino acids. The transcript is spliced from 3 exons. NCBI's taxonomy places the organism in Eukaryota, Fungi, Ascomycota, Eurotiomycetes, Eurotiales, Aspergillaceae. The record is from RefSeq and is a predicted model, not a curated record.
AUGCUUCGUUCAGCCCUAUUUUUCCUCCUCGCUCCGUUGGCGCUCAGCCACACCGUCUUCACCACCCUCUACGUGGACGAAGUCAGCCAGGGAGACGGCACCUGCGUCCGCCUGACCCACGAUGGCAACACCAUCAAUUACCCCAUCGAGCCUUUGUCCAGCAAGAACAUGGCCUGCGGCAAAGAUGGCGAAAAAGGCGUAGCACGCGUCUGCCCCGCAAAAGCCAACUCCCUUCUCACCUUCGAAUUCCGCGAAUACGCCGAUGGAAGCCAACCGGGCUCCAUCGACAUCGGCCAUAAGGGCCCCUGUGCCGUGUACAUGAAGAAAGUGGAGGACGCGACGGCCGACGACAAUGCCGCCGGCGACGGGUGGUUCAAGAUCUGGCACACGGGGUACGACGAGCAGGCAGAGAAAUGGUGCACGGAGAAACUGAUCGAUAACAACGGGUUCCUGUCUGUGCGGAUCCCCGAGGAUAUCGAGGAUGGGUAUUACCUGGUCCGCACGGAGUUAUUGGCGCUGCAUAUGGCGGCGUUUGCGGAUCCGCUUGAUCCUCAGUUUUACGUUAACUGUGCGCAGAUCUACGUGCAGGGUGGGGGCAGUGCGAGGCCGGAAACUGUUAGUAUUGGGGAGGGCACGUAUACGCUUGAUACGCCGGGCUUGAAGUAUAAUAUCUAUGCCAAGCCGUUGCAGUUGCCGUAUCCGAUCCCGGGGCCUCAUGUGUAUGAGAGUAAGGGGGUUGCGGGGCGGUCGGUGGAUUUGGAGAAGAGGGAUACGCAGAGCAAGGGUCUGAAGCCAGCUGGGUGUAUCUUGCAACGGGAUAACUGGUGUGGGUUUGAGGUGCCUGACUACAGUGAUGAGAAUGGGUGCUGGGCUUCGUCGAAGAAGUGCUGGGACCAGAGCAAGAUGUGCUAUGAUACUACGCCUCCUACCGGUUAUAAGACUUGCGAUAUCUGGGGGAAAAAGUGCAAUGGCAUCGACGACGCCUGCAACAGCGGUAACUUCAACGGCCCCCCGAACAAGGGCCAGGUUCUUACCCCAGAACCCAAGCCGCUCGGAGGAUCGCCCCAGAUAUUCAAGAGGAUGGAGAAGCCGUCCCGGAGGUGGAGUGCGUGA